Gloeophyllum trabeum ATCC 11539 is the source of this 2549-nucleotide messenger RNA. RefSeq lists its product as uncharacterized. The coding region runs from base 158 to 2464 and encodes 768 amino acids. Gene Ontology annotation, molecular function: 5-oxoprolinase (ATP-hydrolyzing) activity. Gene Ontology annotation, cellular component: cytosol. The transcript has 12 exons. Lineage: Eukaryota; Fungi; Basidiomycota; Agaricomycetes; Gloeophyllales; Gloeophyllaceae. The record is from RefSeq and is a predicted model, not a curated record. Gene Ontology annotation, biological process: glutathione metabolic process.
ACGGGUCUUGAGGGCGACGACUAACAACGCAGGACGGAGGCGCACUAUUCGUUCUGAACUUGCGUGCUUUCCGCUUCUAUUCCCCGGGUGAAGGCACGGAAAGGUCGACCCUCCCAUUCCGUAUGGUUUCCGGCGGAGCAUUGCACUCAUAUAAGAGAUGACUGCUACCAGAAUUCCGGAUAGGUCAAUCAAGAUAUGUGCGGAUAGAGGUGGAACUUUCUGUGAUGUACACGCGGCGUAUCCCGACCCGGAAAACCAGAGCCAGACGAAGGAAAUCGUGGUGAAGCUUUUGUCCCAGGAUCCCAAUAACUACAGUGAUGCGCCUACUGAAGGCAUCCGUCGAGUCCUCGAGAUUGCGACAGGGGAGAAGAUUCCCCGUGGGUCGAUAUUGCAGACUGACAAGAUUGAUUACAUUCGUCUUUCCACCACCGUGGCCACCAACGCACUCUUAGAACGCAAAGGCCAGAAGCACGCUCUCCUCAUAACUAAAGGAUUUAAGGACCUCCUGCUCAUCGGGAACCAGUCCCGUCCUCGAAUCUUCGACCUCAAUAUCCGACGGCCCUCUCCCCUCUACUCCAAGGUAGUUGAAAUCGACGAACGGGUGACACUGGUUGGUUACACCUCCGACCCGAAGGCGGAAGAACAUGCUUUACAGUUCAACGAGGAUGGCUCAGUGAAGCGGGGUUAUCGAGGCGCGGGCUGGGAUGGUGUAGGAGAUGCCGAGGGACCUGGACAGAUCGUGCGUGGUCUAUCCGGAGAGGCUGUCAGGAUCAUGAAAAGACCGAACCUCGAGGAAGUGAAGCGCGACCUACAGCGCCUCUACGACGAAGGCUACCGCUCCCUCGCCAUCGUUCUCGUCCACUCAUAUACCUACCCCGACCAUGAAGUCCAAGUGGGCAAGCUUGCGCGCUCACUCGGCUUCAAGCACGUUUCUGAGUCCUCCCAGCUCCUCCCCAUGAUAAAGAUGGUGCCCCGCGGCGUGUCGUCGACCGCCGAUGCGUACCUCACGCCGAUCCUACGGCAGUAUCUGGACGGGUUCUUCAGCGGGUUCGACGAGAAGCUGAAAGACGGCAGUCUGAUGAGCCCGCGCGUAGAGUUCAUGGGCAGUGACGGCGGUUUGCUGGACUUGAAGAACUUCUCUGGGCUCAAGAGUAUCCUGAGCGGGCCUGCCGGUGGAGUUGUCGGUAUGGCGCUCACUAGCUGGGACGAGAAUGAACGGCAUCCAGUCAUUGGGAUUGACGUUGGAGGAACCUCUACAGACGUUUCCCGUUUUGACGGCCGGUACGAGGUGGUGUACGAGACAACGACCGCCGGCGUGACUAUCCAAUCCCCCCAACUCGACAUCAACACUGUCGCUGCUGGCGGCGGGUCCUGCCUAGCCUUCCGAAACGGCCUAUUCACCGCGGGCCCAGAGAGCGCUGGCGCAGAGCCCGGUCCUGCUUGCUACCGCAAAGGCGGACCGCUAGCAGUGACGGACGCGAAUCUCAUGCUCGGUCGACUGAUACCGGACUACUUCCCCAAGAUCUUCGGCAAGUCUGAGAAGGAGCCGCUGGACAUCGAGGCCUCCAAGAAGCUAUUCGAAGACGUUGCGCGAGAGAUCAAUGAAGCCCACGAGAAGAAAAUGUCGCUGGACGAAAUCAUAUAUGGGUUCGUCAAGGUCGCUAAUGAAACUAUGUGCAGGCCGAUCCGUGCGCUGACGGAGGCCCGUGGUUAUGCAACCGCCAAACACAUAUUAUGCAGUUUCGGUGGAGCCGGCGGACAACAUGCAUGCGACAUUGCACAACUGCUGGGCAUCAAAACCAUUCUUAUCCACAGGUACAGUUCUAUACUGUCAGCUUACGGGCUUGCUCUAGCAGACCGGGCAUACGAAGAACAGGAGCCCGCGUCGACGAUCUACACGCCGCAGAACAGGGCCCACCUCAUUUCGCGGCUCGACAAGCUCGAGAGCCAGGUGCGCGCGGAGCUCAAGCGGCAGGGGUUCGAGGGGGACCGCGUCAAGGUCGAGCGCAUGCUGAACAUGCGGUUCGAGGGCACCGACACUGCCCUGAUGAUUCUACCGGAAGAGGCGGAUGGAGAGGGGGAGGACUUUGAGGCUGCGUUCAAGCGGGUGUACAAGAGCGAGUUUGGGUUCUUGCUGGAGACGAAGAGCGUUAUCGUCGAUGAUGUCAAGGUCCGCGGGAUCGGCAAGACGUUCGAUACGCUGGGCGAGUCCGUCCACGUCGAGGUCAAGAAGAUCGAGAAACGGCCCGUUGACCGCUUCAAAGCGGAUGGGACGUACAGUACGUACUUUGACGGGAUAGGCAGGGUCGAGGACACGCCGGUGUUCAGGUUAGAGAGCCUGCAGACUGGCGACGUGGUCGAAGGGCCGGCCAUGAUCAUCGAUGACACGCAGACGAUCGUGGUGAUUCCCGGGUGGACGGCGGUGUUGACGAGUAAGCAUUUGUAUAUUACUGAAGACUCGUGAGGACCGCGAGGGGUUUGUAGACUCUGUAUCCCUGCAUCUCGCACUGUGUUUUUAGCGUCGGAAUUGGACAUGUUUCUUGCUGGCU